Molecule: messenger RNA, 3747 nt
Organism: Pongo pygmaeus (Bornean orangutan)
Lineage: Eukaryota; Metazoa; Chordata; Mammalia; Primates; Hominidae
Gene: RPL10L
Product: ribosomal protein L10 like
Exons: 5
Coding region: 1202-1873 (223 amino acids)
Biological process (GO): translation
Cellular component (GO): ribosome
Molecular function (GO): structural constituent of ribosome
Source: RefSeq, a predicted model, not a curated record
AGAUUUCUCAGGCAUGGCGGGCUGCAGGUCCUGAGCCCUCCCGCGCGGGGAGGCAGCUGAGACCCGGCGAGAAAUCAGAAAUCGAGCGCAGCGCCGGUGGGCCAGCACUGCUGCAGGACCUGGCGCACCCUCCACAGCUGCUGGCCCGGGUGCUAAGCCCCUCAUUGCCCGGGCCAACAAGGCUAGCCGGCCGCUCCGAGUGAGGAGCCGGCCAAGGCCACGCCCACCCGGAACUCUAGCUGGCCCGCAAGCGCCGCGCGCAGGCCCGGUUCCCGCAGGUGCCUCUCCCACCACACCACCCCGCAAGCCUAGGGAGCCGGCUCCGGCCUCCGCCAGUUCAGAGAAGGGCUCCCACAGUGCAGCGGCGGGCUGAAGGGCUCCUCAAGCACGGCCAGAAUGGGCGCCUCGACGAGGCCGGGGAGGCACUGAGAGCGAGCGAGGGCUGCGAGGGCUGCCAGGUCCGCCAGCACGCUGUCACCUCUCAGUUUGAGAACCAUGAACUGAAGUUGUUGCAGGAAGUCAGGGAUCCCGAAUGGAGAGACCAGCUGAAGCCGCGGCAGAAGAACAUAAAUUGUGAAGAUUUCAUGGACAUUUAUCAGUUUCCAAAAUUAAUACUUUUAUAAUUUCUUACUCCUGUCUUUACUGCAAUCUUGGAACAUAAAUUCUUUCUGGAACAAUGUCAAAAGUCAUUCAUUUGGGGGGAACUCAAUCUCUACAAGCAAACUACAAAGCCUUUGCGUGAAGACAGAGGAUAUCUGGAGUUUGAUUGUAUUUCUCACACUGUCUAGUGCUAAUUACAAAGACAGAGUUUCACAAUAUUGCCCAGGCUGGUCUCGAACUCCUGAGCUCAAGAGAUUCUCCUGCCUGGCAAUAACCUCUUUUAUACUUAAAGCAAAGCUGAAAGCAAGGGAUCCUAGCCCAAGAUGGCUAGCGGGAAGGAAGCAGCAGCUGCGCAUUUGGGGCGGGGCCCAAUUCCUUCCCUGGCCGCCAGGGGGAGUCUACCCACAGCUGCCUCUCUGCUCACCUCAAGUGCGCCAGGUCGCGCAGGCGCGGAGGCGGCAGACGUCGCUGCGUCUCUAGUUGGGACGUCGUGAAAGAGAGUUGUCACAUCCUCCUCAGGACUCUAUGGUUCUCCGGAGGGCCGAGGGGCAACGUAUAUAAAUGCGCGCAGGCGCAAUUCACUUAGUGCACUUUGACUUCGAUGCACCGCCGACGUUCAUGUGUUGCCAUGGGCCGCCGUCCAGCUUGUUGUUACCGGUAUUGUAAGAACAAGCCGUACCCAAAAUCUCGUUUCUGCCGAGGGGUUCCUGAUGCCAAGAUCCGCAUCUUUGACCUGGGUCGAAAGAAGGCAAAAGUGGAUGAGUUCCCACUCUGUGGCCACAUGGUGUCUGAUGAAUAUGAGCAGCUGUCUUCUGAAGCCCUGGAGGCCGCCCGUAUUUGUGCCAACAAAUACAUGGUGAAAAGUUGUGGCAGAGAUGGCUUUCACAUGCGAGUGCGGCUCCAUCCCUUCCAUGUCAUCCGCAUCAACAAGAUGUUGUCCUGUGCUGGGGCUGACAGGCUCCAGACAGGUAUGCGAGGUGCCUUUGGAAAACCCCAGGGUACUGUGGCCCGGGUCCACGUUGGUCAAGUCAUCAUGUCCAUCCGCACCAAGCUUCAGAACAAGGAGCAUGUGAUUGAAGCCUUGCGCAGGGCCAAGUUCAAGUUCCCUGGAUGCCAGAAGAUUCAUAUCUCCAAGAAGUGGGGCUUCACGAAGUUUAAUGCUGACGAAUUUGAAGAUAUGGUGGCCAAGAAGCGCCUCAUUCCUGACGGUUGUGGAGUCAAGUACGUUCCCAGUCACGGCCCCUUGGACAAGUGGCGGGUUCUGCACUCAUGAAGCCUUUGGCAGUACUGUCUCCUUGGGCCAUGCUGGUCUGACUUAUGCUUACUAAUAAAUUCUGUUUACUGGCAAAAAAAUAACUACUUAUUAAGUUUUAAUAUUUUUUAAAUAUCCAGUGUUUUAGAAUAUAGACUACUAGAGAAUUGUUUUUCUAUUUAUGCAGUUUUAAUGGCAAAUGUUACCUUCCUUGCUUCAGUAAAACUAUACAAUUUAUAGAGAAAGCUGUUUUAAUCAAACACUUUAAAUUUAGGAGAGUAUAGAGCAAUAUGUUGAAAGUUUUGUUUGUAGUAAAGUCAUAAGUUAUGCAGCUAUCAUUCCUUGAAUAAAAAAUAGAUUUGAGUGAAAAAAUUUAUUGUUUAUAGAAUAUAAACUAAACAGUAGCAAUGAAAAUAAUAGUAGGCAUUAGUGAUAUUUCAACCACAGCCUCUUUGGAAGUAAUUUAUUUCUAAACUUGGUUGCCUUAUGUUUUUCUAUAAAUUUCUGUACAUUGUUUUUAGAAUUACCUUACAUAUCUGAUUAUCAGCCUUAGGACAAUUGAGUAUCACUCAAAAAGGCUUUUCCAGACGAACUUUACUUUGUCUCACAGUCAAGAGAUAACAGUCUAAUCUUUUUUUCGUCAUAGAAAGGUUAUAGGUGACAACAGAGUUCAUAUUACUUGUAUCUGGGCUCCAGUAUAACCAAAAGAAGAGAGAAAAUGACACUAAAUCGGUUGUCUGUACUCUAAAAGGACCCUAGAGAGAGUCUGCAAUUGUUGGUGCUUGCCCUGAAUUAGAGUUACAUUGAUCAUACAGGUGCUUUUUGUUUUAUUUUUGAAACUGCAUAAGCUAAAAUUCCUGAGUUGGUACUGCAUUAAAAAAAUUCCUGUUCUUUACAAUUGACUUGGCCUUUUGAAUCUCAAUCGUGCUAACAGUGCCUUCAGUGUUUUUAUACUAACAGUUCUUUUUUAAAGUCAACACAUUUAAUGAAAACAACAAAAGAAAUACUAAAUAGUAUAGAAACACUACUAUUUAAUUUUUAUUGAUUUAAAAAAUUGCUAUGCCAGAAUUAACAUGUUGUAUCUGGCUGGGUAUUUCUUUCAGGCCCUUGCUAUAAGAUAUUUCCUAUUUGUAUAUAUUUAAACUAUGUUGCUAUUUUAAGACGUUUUUCAUGUUUGUGUUUUACCACACUUUCAAAAACGAAAAUUCAACCUCAAAAAUAAUAAUAAUAAUAAUAAUCAAAAGGGAAAGGCAAUACAAAAACACAAUAAAAUAAGCAACCCUUUAGCUUCUAGUACAACCAUGGCCCAACUUUGAAAAUAUUUUCCAUCUUCGUUAUUUCCCUUUCUCUUUGGUGUUAAACCUCUCAAAACAUCUUGACCUUCAAACUUGGAACUCUGCACUCACUAAAUAUACAGGGAACGAGGUAAGUAUAAGCUCAUAAACUUCCUUGCCCUAAAAGAUUGGUAACAGUAAUUGUUCAUGCAUAUAGAUAUGGGAGUGAAGAGGAAAGAUUAAAAAUUAAUACAUUAAAAACUGGUAGGUAGCUGUCAAUAAAUUUUUUAUUUGAAUUUUCCCACAGUUUCACACUAUAAAGAUUAUAUAUAAAUUCUUUUUUAAAAUGUCAACAUGCAAGCACCUUUACUUGUUUUUGUUAAAAAUCCUUCCUACUAAUUUAUUUUACCCAAGUCAUAAUUUUGUUUUUUCAGCAUUUUCUUAUUUUAGGGUCAUUCUAAUUAUUUAAAAAAAUGGUAAGACAACUGGGCUGAAGGAUAAUUUAAUUAUGAUUUUGCAGGGUUCGUUAUUUUAAAAUUUCUGCUCAAAAUGGAAAAUUGCAUUUGGGAACAUAUUUCUGUUCAUCUACUGCUGCAAUAAAAUGAACUGUUUGCUCAUUUG